AUGUUCCGCCCCAGCGGAAGUGGCUUCAGCCAGAAGUUGUCUGGCCUCACAUUGAAGGGCGUCCUGUAUGGCUCAUGGAUCCUGGGCGUGUUUCCCUUCACCUACGACAGCUGGACGAGGAAACUGCAUCGUUCCAAGUGGUUAAUUGCGUAUGGCCUUGUCCUUAAUGCCGGAUUUAUUCUGCUGGUCAUCACAAAUGACUCGGAGAGUGAGACGCCGCUGAAAAUGGAGGUGUUCCAUCGGAACGCACUGGCCGAGCAGGUCAACCAAAUUCACGACAUUCAGAACCUUUCGAUGGUGUCGUUAAUACUGCUAAGAGGAUUCUGGAAGAGCGGACAUAUAAAGAAGAUCCUGAAUGAACUGGUGGAUCUCCAACACCGCCACUUUCGCCAUUAUUCCUCGGAGGAAUGCUGCAGCUUCGACAGGUUUGUCAUAUACAAAGGUGUCUCGGUGGCUCUGGAACUUGUAUCCAUGCUGGUUUUGGAACUGGGAAUGUCACCGAAUUUUAGUAGCCAGUUCUUCAUAGGAGUAACCAGCUUGUGCCUAAUGCUAAUGGCUGUCCUCCUGGGAGCCACCCAUUUUCACCUGGCAGUGGUUUUUAUCCACCGAUAUGUGUGGAUUGUGAACAGGGAACUUCUCGGACUGGUGAAGCAACUGGCGAAUGGACAAUUUGUGGAGUCUGAGAGAAUAGACUAUCUACUUCAUUUGUACCACCAACUAUUGGAACUCAGCAAUCGCCUGGCAUCCAUAUAUGACUAUCAAAUGGUUCUAGUAAUGGUCAGUUUUAUGAUUGCGAAUAUUUUGGGCAUCUAUUUCUUCAUUAUCUACUCUAUCAGCCUGAAUAAUAAGCUGAAUUUUUACAUAGUCGUAUUCGUCCAAGCUGUGGCUAUAAAUAUUUUUGAUUUUUGGCUCAAUGUUGAAGUCUGUGAUUUGGCGGAGCGCACAGGAAGACAAACAUCCAGCAUACUCAGGUUAUUCAACGAUAUUGAACAUCUCGAUGAGAAACUAGAGAGAAGUAUAUCCGACUUUGCCCUAUACUGCAGCCAUCGAAGGCUGAGAUUCCACCACUGCGGCUUGUUCUACGUCAACUACGAGAUGGGUUUUCGCAUGGCCAUCACCAGUGUCCUGUACCUCCUGUUCCUUCUUCAGUUUGAUUUUUGGAACCUGUGA
Drosophila biarmipes is the source of this 1170-nucleotide messenger RNA. RefSeq names its product gustatory receptor for bitter taste 22e (gene Gr22e). Bases 1 to 1170 code for a protein of 389 amino acids. Lineage: Eukaryota; Metazoa; Arthropoda; Insecta; Diptera; Drosophilidae. The transcript is spliced from 2 exons. The record is from RefSeq and is a predicted model, not a curated record. Gene Ontology annotation, biological process: sensory perception of taste. Gene Ontology annotation, molecular function: sweet taste receptor activity. Gene Ontology annotation, cellular component: dendrite; neuronal cell body; membrane.